This is a messenger RNA of Setaria italica (foxtail millet), 1728 nucleotides long. Its product is annotated as serine/threonine-protein kinase RIPK. Lineage: Eukaryota; Viridiplantae; Streptophyta; Magnoliopsida; Poales; Poaceae. Gene Ontology annotation, molecular function: protein kinase activity; ATP binding. The coding region runs from base 146 to 1465 and encodes 439 amino acids. The record is from RefSeq and is a predicted model, not a curated record. The transcript is spliced from 4 exons. Gene Ontology annotation, biological process: protein phosphorylation.
CUCAAGUCUCCUCCUCCCUCGCGGCUCACGCAACAACUGAGAUCGCCGCGGCCUUUUCCUCUCGCUUUUGAGCUGCCUCGCGCGCGGCCGCGGAAACGUACGUGCGCGCUCCGACACCGUUGCUGCGCUCUCCGGCGGUUGGUCGAUGAGGACGACGAGGAAGGAGAAGGCGUCGGCGUGGAGGUCGCUGCUGGGCGGCUGCCUCGGCGGCGGAGGAGGAGCGAAGGGGGACAGCAGCAGGCAGCAGCGGAAGGUGCGGCCGGGCGGCGGGCGGCUGUCGUUCACGGACCUGAGUGGCGCGGCGGACCAGGACCUGUCGGUGUCGCUGGUGGGGUCCAACCUCCACGUGUUCAGCGUCGCCGAGCUCAAGGACGCCACGCGCGGCUUCGUCUCCGGCAACUUCCUCGGCGAGGGCGGCUUCGGCCCGGUCUACAAGGGCUUCGUCGCCGACGGCGUCAAGAAGGGGCUCAAGGCGCAGGCCAUCGCCGUCAAGCUCUGGGACCCCGAGGGCGCGCAGGGCCACAAGGAGUGGCUGGCGGAGGUGAUCUUCCUGGGGCAGCUCCGGCACCCAAACCUGGUGAAGCUGGUCGGCUACUGCUGCGAGGACGAGCACCGCCUGCUCGUCUACGAGUACAUGGAGCACGGCAGCCUCGAGAACCACCUCUUCAAACAGAUUCCUGCCGUGCUGCCAUGGUCAACCCGACUAAACAUUGCAGUAGGCGCCGCGAAGGGUUUGGCGUUCCUCCACGACGCAGAGAAGCCGGUGAUCUACCGUGACUUCAAGGCCUCCAACAUCUUGCUCGAUUCGAACUACAAGGCGAAGCUGUCAGACUUUGGGCUUGCCAAGGACGGCCCGGAGGGCGACGACACCCACGUGUCGACGCGCGUGAUGGGCACGCACGGCUACGCGGCGCCGGAGUACAUCAUGACGGGCCACCUGACGGCGAAGAGCGACGUGUACAGCUUCGGCGUGGUGCUGCUGGAGAUCCUGACGGGCCGGCGGUCGGUGGACAAGACGCGGCCCAGCCGGGAGCAGAACCUGGUGGACUACGCGCGGCCGUGCCUCAAGGACCCGCUCAAGCUGGCCCGGAUCAUGGACCCGGCCAUGGAGGGCCAGUACUCGGCGCAGGCGGCCCAGAGCGCGGCCCUCGUCGCGUACCGGUGCCUCAGCGGCAGCCCCAAGAACCGGCCGGACAUGUCCGCCGUCGUCGAGGCCCUGGAGCCACUGCUCAGCCUCAAGGACGACGUGCCCCUGGGGCCAGUGGGACCAGUUGGCCCGGUGGUGCUUUUCGUGGCGGCGACGGAGACGCCGGCGGCGGCGGAGGAGAAGAAGGAGCGGACGCCGAGGAAGGACGUCCGCCGGCGCAGGCCCAUGUCGCCGAAGGCGAGCCCCAGGAAGCGCGGCGGCGCCGGCCAGAAGGAGGAGUUCUGGGUGUGGCACCUGCCGGCCGAGCAGAAGGCGUGACACGUCGACCGUGCUCGAGCCGUUUGUGUGCAGUGCAUGCGUGUGUGUACAUAUGAGAUGGCGAGGUGAUAUUGGUUAGGAUUAUAUGCAUCCCUGUAAAUUUCAUUGGGUUUUUAUUUUCUUUUCUGUUGUUACAGUGAGAUGCAGAGUGUGGCUCAAAACUAGAGCAAUUUAUACACCGGAAGCUUUCUGUUCUCUACACAUGUAUGCUUGUCUUCAGACGAAGCUGCAAAAGAAUUGCACAAAAACAUGUGUGCAGGCCA